AUGCGCGCUACUUGCUGCGCCCGGUAUCGUAGGAACCCGCCUUACCCCGCGCGCGCGCAGCCCGCACAGUCGCCCGCGCCAGGCCUUUAUAAGCCACCGCGCGACUCCGGCUCGCUCAGAAUUCGAAAUUCGUUUACCGUAAAGAAACCUGCUUAUGCAAUCCUACAGGAUAUUAUCGAGAUUAAGCAAGACAAGAAUACGCCAACAGAGAUUUUUAUACAAAAGAAGCGAGCACUUAUUGCACAAUUACCACCACCUCGGUUUACAGAACAAUUUGAGAUUGAUAUGAUUUUUGGUCAACUACGUUUUGAGAUCAGGGACAAAAUUAACAGAGACACAAUAACUAAUUUUAAAGAGUUAUCUGAAAAGGCCAGACACGUCGAACGCAGUUUAAGUGAACGAGCGGCGAAGAUGGAAAAACCAGUAACCAGUCACAACACAAAACUGAAAUCACGCUGUAAUUACUGUAGAAUACCCGGUCACACGGCUGACGUUUGCAGGAAGUUGUUACGAAGAAACGAACAAGCUACUGAGAAACCAGAAGCGGUUCCUAAGCCUAGUCAGUCAGCGACAGCGUCAGUCACUCCUUUGGAUCCUACAAAGCCAAAAUUUAAGUGUUAUGGUUGUGGUGAGCCAGGCGUUGUUCGUAGUCGGUGUCCAAAGUGCAAUAUUGAGAAAGUCAAGUUAGAAGAAAUCUGCUCAAUUAACUUAUCUGGAACGCACCGAAGGCCUACAGUUCCUAUGAAGAUUGAUAAUAUAGAAUCAAUUGGCCAUGUUGACACAUGCGCGAAAUCCAGUGUGUGUUCAUACCAAUUGUACCGAAGACUUUCAGACGAGGGAUACAAGUUCAAACAGGAACGGAGAUAUAUAACCCUCGCAGAUGGUUUAACGAAGAUGCAAGACGUCCACACCAUCACCGUACCUAUAUAUGUGUAUGGUAGAACUGUACCUACACUACUGGUUGUGUUACCAGGAGCCAGUAAUACGAAAACUUUGUUAGGAGUAGACUAUAUAACCGACUCUCUGAUGGUCGUCAAUAUUCCUCAGCUCACAUGCCGUUCUGCUCGAUGGAUACUCUCCUAUUAUUGA
This is a messenger RNA of Cydia strobilella, 1089 nucleotides long. RefSeq lists its product as uncharacterized. NCBI's taxonomy places the organism in Eukaryota, Metazoa, Arthropoda, Insecta, Lepidoptera, Tortricidae. Gene Ontology annotation, molecular function: zinc ion binding; nucleic acid binding. The record is from RefSeq and is a predicted model, not a curated record. The transcript is spliced from 2 exons. Bases 1 to 1089 code for a protein of 362 amino acids.